Myotis davidii is the source of this 5018-nucleotide messenger RNA. It is a transcript of the gene ERCC6L2, whose product is annotated as excision repair cross-complementation group 6 like 2. Gene Ontology annotation, molecular function: ATP binding; ATP-dependent chromatin remodeler activity. Lineage: Eukaryota; Metazoa; Chordata; Mammalia; Chiroptera; Vespertilionidae. The record is from RefSeq and is a predicted model, not a curated record. The transcript has 19 exons. Bases 332 to 4768 code for a protein of 1478 amino acids.
UGGUCCGUACUGGGAGGACCGCCCUAAGAGGGAGGGUCAGGGGAUCGCCACGCAUGUCGGCUGCUCUCUCUUCGGCAUCGGAGCCCCAGACGACUAGGUGAGCGCCGCCCCGCCAGCCUCCACAGCGCUCUUCGGCUCUGCCCCUGCCUCGGACGCCACCGCCCCUUCUCCCCGCACCGCAUCAGGCUGCAUUUUUGCUCCCUCUCGCCGGUGGCGUCGGGGUUUAGGGGGGCGAUGCACGGAGCGGGGCGGGAGGUGUUGUUGGCCGCGGUCUGCGGGCUCGCCUCCUCCCCGCCGUCCUCGAGGCUGCCAGGCCCCGCCCCCGGGCCAGAUGGAUCCCUCCGCCCCGAAGCCCCGCGUGGAAACCGCCGGCAAAGACAUAUGGCACCCAGGAGAAAGAUGUCUUGUCCCUUCUCCAGAUAAUGAAAAACUUUGUGAAGCAAGUGUAAAAUCUAUCAUCGUGGAUGAAAAUGGGAAGUCAUUUGCAGUCAUCUUAUAUUCAGAUCUUCAAGAAAGGAAAGUACCUCUUAAAAGACUUCAAGAAGUAAAAUCUGUUAAAGAUUGCUCCAGGAAUUUCAUAUUUGAUGAUGAAGAUUUAGAAAAACCUUAUUUUCCAGACCGAAAAUUUCCGUCAUCUGCUGUUGCUUUUCAGUUAUCUGAAGAUGGAGAUUCCAUUCCUUACACUAUUAAUAGGUAUUUGAGAGACUAUCAGAGGGAAGGAGCCCAGUUUCUUUAUGGACACUUCAUCCAAGGAAGAGGGUGUAUUCUUGGUGAUGAUAUGGGACUUGGAAAAACAGUACAGGUAAUUACUUUAAUGUUCUUAAUAGUUGCUCCUCUUUCUGUCCUCUACAACUGGAGGGAUGAAUUGGACACCUGGGGGUAUUUCAGAGUCACUAUUUUACAUGGUAACAAAAAAGACAAUGAACUGAUCCGUGUAAAGCAGAGGAAGUGUGAAAUUGCUCUAACAACUUAUGAAACACUGCGCUUAUGUUUGGAUGAGCUUAACAGUUUGGAUUGGUCAGCUGUUAUUGUGGAUGAAGCUCAUAGAAUCAAGAAUCCAAAGGCUAGAGUAACAGAAGUUAUGAAAGCUUUAAAGUGUAAUGUUCGCAUUGGCCUCACUGGAACCAUUCUUCAGAACAACAUGAAAGAACUGUGGUGUGUUAUGGACUGGGCUGUGCCAGGACUUUUAGGUAGCAGGAUCCACUUCAAGAAGCAGUUUUCUGACCCAGUAGAACAUGGUCAGAGACACACAGCAACAAAAAGAGAACUAGCUACUGGCCGAAAGGCCAUGCAACGGCUUGCAAAAAAGAUGUCUGGAUGGUUUCUCAGGCGUACCAAGACUCUAAUCAAGGAUCAGUUGCCUAAGAAGGAAGACCGGAUGGUGUAUUGUUCUCUGACAGAUUUUCAGAAAGCUGUCUAUCAGACAGUAUUAGAAACAGAAGAUGUGACUUUGAUACUUCGAUCUUCUGAGCCAUGUACCUGCAGCAGUGGUCGAAAAAGGAGAAAUUGUUGUUACAAGACCAAUUCACAUGGUGAAACAGUGAAAACCUUGUAUUUCAGCUACCUUGCAGUCCUUCAGAAGGUAGCUAACCACGUCUCGCUACUGCAGGCUGCUAGCACCUCCAAACAGCAGGAAACACUUAUCAAAAGGAUAUGUGAUCAAGUUUUUUCCAGAUUCCCAGAUUUUGUGCAGAAAAGCAAAGAUGCAGCCUUUGAAACACUUUCUGACCCAAAAUACAGUGGAAAAAUGAAGGUCCUGCAGCAGCUUUUAAAUCACUGCAGGAAAAACAAAGAUAAAGUUCUUCUUUUCUCCUUCUCCACCAAGCUGCUUGACGUGCUGCAGCAAUACUGUAUGGCAUCUGGGCUUGAUUACCGACGACUCGAUGGCAGUACAAAAUCAGAAGAAAGAAUCAAGAUCGUGAAAGAGUUCAACAGUACUCAAGAUGUCAACAUUUGCCUUGUCUCCACAAUGGCUGGUGGACUAGGCCUCAAUUUUGUUGGUGCCAAUGUUGUUGUAUUAUUUGAUCCUACAUGGAAUCCAGCCAAUGAUCUUCAGGCCAUUGACAGAGCAUACAGGAUUGGGCAAUGCAGAGAUGUCAAAGUGUUUAGGCUGAUAUCCUUGGGAACUGUGGAGGAGAUCAUGUACUUACGGCAGGUAUACAAACAGCAACUUCAGUGUGUGGUGGUUGGAAGCGAAAAUGCCAAGCGAUAUUUUGAAGCAGUUCAAGGAUCAAAAGAACAUCGAGGGGAGCUUUUUGGACUCUAUAAUAUCUUCAAACUGAGGCCCCAGGGGUCUUGUCUUACGAAGGACAUCCUGGAGAGAGAAGGCCUCGUGGAAGCAGGGGUCAUGACAGCCACAACGUGGUUGAAAGAGGAACCUCAAGAACACCACCGAGAACCACCUAGAGAGCCUGACGGUCAAGAACACAGAGGUGCGGAACCACCGGCAAAAGAUGCAUGUGGUCUCUGCAGCGACCUCAGUGACGAUGAGUUGGUGGACAACUCCAGAGUCCAGCCUGCCAAAGGCAAAGCAUCUGACCUGAGCAAAGCUCCCGGUCCCCCUGGACAGCUCACCUUACUCCAGUGUGGCUUCUCUCAUUUGCUCGAGACAAAAUGGAAAGCAGUUGAUGACAAUGAAAACACUGACGUUGGUACUUCAAAACAUCAGAAAUUAGCUAAUAUCCUAAAUCCAAGAGAAAUAUGUGUUUUUGAGAAAAGUAAAAAGAUUUUAGAACAGCCUAUUUCUUCUGAGUCUGAUAAGAAGAAUUUUAAAAAUACAGCUGACCACCAUUGCAUUUUACAGAAUGUCACAGAAUCAGAAGAUAGUGAUGUCAUCCUUCCCACACAAUAUACAACUGAGAAAUCCCUUCAGAGUAGAAUAAAGUCUAGGCCACCCGCAGAUAGAUCUGAAGAUUCUGAAACAGAAAACCCUAUAGAAAUAACAAAUGAUGGUGAUGAUAGAAAGACUGAUGUCAGAGAAAGUGGACUAAUUUCAAAACAAUUAAAUCCUAAGAGCGUGACCCUGAAGUCUAUUAUGAAAAGAAGAGGUAGUAGUGAUAUUAGUGAUGAAUCUGAUGACAUUGACAUUUCCUCCAAGUCAAGAGUAAGAAAACAAAGAGCUACUAGUUCUUUGAGGUUCAAGAGAAAAAAGGAAAAUAAAAGGGAACUUGACACUUUUUCUAAAACAAUGAAGAAAGCAAACCAACUGUAUGCAACAGAUGAAGAUUGUAAUUCUCAGGUUAUUGAUGAUUUUUCAUCCUUAGAUGAUGACUUUUUUGUUAGCCACAUUGGUUUCUCCAAACAGAAACAUCGACCAAAUGCUAUUAAAGAUAAAAUUGGUUUCUCUUCAGAAUUGCCUAGGCAUAAGAAAAAUAGCACUUUAGUACCAAGAAAACCUAUGAAAUUUUCAAAUGAGAGCAUUGCCAAUCAAGAGCAGAUAUAUGAAUCAAUGGAUAAAUUUUUAGAUGGUGUUCAGGAAGUGGCUUACAUUCACUCAAACCAGAAUGUGAUUGGAUCAAGCAAAGCUGAGAAUCACAUGAGCCGAUGGGCAGCACGUGAUGUAUUUGAACUGAAGCAGUUUUCCCAGCUCCCUGCUAACAUAGCUGUUUGCACGUCUAAGACAUAUAAAGACAGAAUGAAGGCAGAUACAUCGACACAUGCUAAGGAAGUUCAACAAGCAAGUGAAGGAGGUGUUUCGUGUCCCCUUUACAUUGCACACCCCGUGAGCCAGAAGAAGAAGAAAGUCUACCAUACCGACCAGACCACCUUCAUACUGGGAGAAACACCAAGAGGGGUUCGCAGAAAGCAAUUUGAAGAAAUGGCUUCGUAUUUUAAUUUGUCUUCUGUAAAGGAAUUUGCUCAACAUAUAACUAAUGCCACAUCAGAAGAACGACAGAGAAUGCUAAGAGACUUUUAUGCUUCUCAGUAUCCAGAGGUCAAAGAUUUUUUUGUGGAUUCUGCUGCAGGAUUCAUUAAACCUGUCCACGAGGCAGGAAAGAGAGGCAGGAAUAAGUCUGAAAAGAGAGAGUCUUCUAUAAAAGAAAAGCUGCCAGAUUCCAAAACUUUGUCAUUUAAAGAUUCUACCAAAAAAAAUUCUCAAAUUUGCAGCCCAAAAAGAUACACGGAAAAAUCAGUUAGGCCUCAAAGUCAUGGUUUCUGUAGAGAAGAGCUGCUUUCUAACAAUGCAGAAACUCCGAAAUUACCUAUGAGCUCUGCCCAAGGGACUGACAGUGAAAAACACAGCCAAGUAUCCAAAGAUCCCACAGCGUCCAGUUCCCUGAGCAGUGAAUCUGAAGCAUGUGAGAGAAGGUUAGAAAAUACUAUGAAAGACCAGCAGGGCCUCACAAGAAUGGGCAUUUCAAGAAAUGAACCCCUUUUCAAACUGGAAAACAAAAAGAUAAAAAAUGCAGAGUUAGAAAAGAUUUCUGUGGCAGGCUUACUGGGUGACACCUCUAUUCUUGAUGACCUCUUUAAAAGUCACGGGAACAGUCCCACACGACUGCCAAGGAAAAUUCUUUCAGGGCCCAUGGAAAAAGCAAAACGGAGACCCAAAGAUUUCUGGGACAUCCUGAAUGAGCAGAAUGACCACAGCCUCAGCAGACUCACCGACUUGGCAGUUAUAGAGACUCUGUGUGACAAAGUGCCCCUGGCUGCACCCUCCAGGACCGGGGAGCCAGAAACUUCGCUUUGGAAAUCAAACGAGAACUUUUUGUGGAAAAAAGUAAAUUCAAGUGAUGCGGAUGAAAACACAACCAAAACGCAAGAGUAAUACAUAAACAUACAGAUUUCUGCCUUCAACGUUUACAACACUCUCUCAGCCUCAUUAUGUUAACUUGAACACACUUGUCAACAUUUGUUUUUAUUAAACUCUUGCUCUAGGGUUAUUUUUUAAGUCCAAAAUGUUAUCAUGUAUUUGCUUCCCUUGAUAUCUUAUUUAAUCUUUUUAAAGUUAUGAUUUUAUUCAUGUGAUUUAUUAUAACAUGUAACUUUAUUUAUAGAAUAAAAAUUAAUUUUAUUCC